This is a messenger RNA of Saccharomyces kudriavzevii IFO 1802, 1449 nucleotides long. RefSeq names its product Whi2p (gene WHI2). Gene Ontology annotation, cellular component: nucleus. Gene Ontology annotation, molecular function: RNA binding. Lineage: Eukaryota; Fungi; Ascomycota; Saccharomycetes; Saccharomycetales; Saccharomycetaceae. The record is from RefSeq and is a predicted model, not a curated record. The transcript has a single exon. Bases 1 to 1449 code for a protein of 482 amino acids.
AUGGACGAUAUAAUUACUCAAGUUUCUCCAGAUAACGCUGAGUCUGCUCCCAUUUUACAGGAACAGCAGCAGCAACAAAACUCGCAGUAUGAGGGUAACGAAGAGGAUUACGGUGAUUCACUUAUUCAUUUGAAUAUCCAGGAAAACCACUAUUUUAUCACCAGGGACCAGUUGAUGUCUCUUCCUGAAUCCUUAUUGUUAUGUUUGUUCCCCUCAGGCGUUUUUCUGGACCGUUGUGGUCAAGUCAUUACCAAUUUGACCAGAGAAGACGAAGUGUACAUUGUUAAUUUUCCUCCUGAUUGUUUUGAGUAUAUCAUGGAGAUAUAUACAAAAGCGCAUGAUGAUUUGUAUAAUCAUCCUGUGGAGAAAUAUUUUGACAGGCCAUCAAGUGGUUUUGUUUCCAAUGCAAAGGGAUUUUUUGGACUGAACAGUAACAAUUCGACUUCAGGCAACAAUGAACAAGACAUCCUACAUCAAAAACCCGCUAUUAUUGUUUUAAGAGAAGAUUUGGAUUACUAUUGCGUGCCUCAGGAAGAAUUUCAGUUUGAUUCUACCAAUGAAGAAAAUAAUGAAGACUUAUUGCGACAUUUUAUGGCUCAAGUAAAAAUGGCUGCUGGCAGUUAUUUAACUUCAAAGACAUCGAUUUUCCAAGGUUUGUAUUCUUCGAAUAGACUAAAGCAACAACAGCAGGUUGAGAAAGACGAUAAUUCUUCUUCAAAGGUAAAAUCUGCUUCGAAAAAGCUGGGACCCGCUGAACAACACUUGAUGGAUAUGCUAUGUUCCUCCGGGUUCACGAAGGAAACUUUUUGGGGUAACAGGACUCAAGAAACUGGAAAAACAGUCAUAAGUUCAUUAUCCCUUUGCCGGUUGGCUAACGAGACCACCGAAGAGUUCAGGCAGAAAUUUUACGAGGCAAAGGCCAAGUGGGAGACAGAACACAGAUCUCAAGACAACUUCAUCACUCCAAUACAAUCAAAUAUAUCGGUCAACUCUCUAUCUGCAAGCAAAUCUAACAGUACCCUUUCUACGACGAGGAAUUUUGCGGGUGGAAGUGCGACACCCUCUGCCACUCGUGACAAGAGAAAAUCAAGGCUGUCGAAACUAGCUGAUAACGUGCGUUCUCAUUCCUCCUCCAGGCACAGUUCACAAACCAGAAAUAAACAGCCAGAGUUGCCCAAAUUGUAUGACCUAGUACCAAAGCCUAAUAUCAACGCCAAGCUGCUACUCUUCUGGAGAAAACCCGCCCGUAAGUGUUGGUGGGGUGAAGAAGACAUCGACUUAGAAGUGGAGGUGUUUGGCUCUUGGAAAGAUAAAUCAGAGAAAAUUAUUGAACUGGUCUUGCCAACAAAUGUGGACCCCGAAGCAGAACUACAUAAAAUCACUGUACCAGUCCGAUUACAUAUCCGCAGAGUUUGGACUUUAGAGUUGAGCGUUAUUGGCGUACAGUGA